CUAUGUGAGCAGAGACACUUUCCACGCCACCAUGAAAGAGUGGAUUGCCCAGUGCAGCCAGGACAGCGCUGAUGUGGAUGGCAGUCAUGUAUCUUGGCCAGACGCUUCUAAAGUGGCUGUAAAUGGGCUAGAUCUCUCAUGUUCUCAAAGCAAAGCAGCUUCUUCAGAAAGCCACCAGUGCUCCUGUGAUGGAAAAGACCUGUUAGGCACAGUGGCUGAACUGAAGCACGCUCACCGCAUGCUGAGUGAGCAGAACAGCAGCCUGCUCAGGACGGUGGUUCAGUGUGAAGACAUAAACCUGCAGCUCACUCUGGAGAUCACCGAGCUGCAAGCAAAGCUGGCAAGUGCUGAACAGUCAGCAAUGAGAGCCAGAUCUCUGACAGAAGACCUGGAGGAGACCCGCCGGGCAUUUAAAGAGGCCCAGGAGAGAGCCAGUCACUCCCAGAGCAGCUUCACCAAACUGAGCAAUGAGGUUGAAUGCCUGAAGGUGCACAUUAGGAGGCUUGAAGACAAGAAUGAAAAGCUCGUCUUUCAAAGGACAUGUUCUGAAGAGAGCAUCACCAAACUCAGGAAGGUUAAUGCUGAGCUGAAGGCCGAACUUCAGGAAACCCUGGUUUUGCUGACACUGAGAGAUGAAGCGAUCACAAAGAAAGACAUUCUUAUGGAUAAGAUGAAGAACUCUCAUGUGGAGAAUCACAACAUGAUUGAGGGUCUGCAGUCUGAGCUAAUGAAGUUACAGGAACAUUCACACCAAGUUCUUUUGAGGUAUGACAGAUACUGUGUCAGUCCUCAGAGUCUCUACAGUCGAGAUCCCCCAAACCACUGCUCUCUGCAGAGCGAGAUACAGGAUAUGCAGCAGCAGCAUCACAGAGCUCUGGGCGACAUUAGCCUCCCAUCACUUCACCCACACAGCGAUGAUAUUCAGAGCAUCAUCCAGAGGAUCAAGAGUGCAGAAAUAGCUAAUUUUGUGCACAGUAACUAUCCUGAGAGGGAAUCUGCUCCUGUAGAAACACAGGAGAGGCUUUUUCCUCACUGCCAGCAGCAACAGGCAAGCAUCAAGCAGCAGCUUGUCAAUGUGUAUGCUGCAGGAGCUGGAGCUGCACAAGUGUGUGUGGGAGGAGGCAGGCGAAAAGGUGGAGGAACGGUGGAGAGCGUGCGAGAAGGAGCAAAAGCAAAGCCAGACUCAGAUCCAGGAGGCCAAAAAGGUGGCUGUGGUGAACUGGUGGAAAGCCCUCAGUGUGGAGAGGGCUCAGGCUCAGAAAAAAGAAACCCGGUCAAUCCAGGAUCUUUCUGA
This is a messenger RNA of Monopterus albus (swamp eel), 1294 nucleotides long. RefSeq lists its product as uncharacterized. NCBI's taxonomy places the organism in Eukaryota, Metazoa, Chordata, Actinopteri, Synbranchiformes, Synbranchidae. Gene Ontology annotation, cellular component: nuclear outer membrane; meiotic nuclear membrane microtubule tethering complex; lateral element. Gene Ontology annotation, molecular function: dynein complex binding. The coding region runs from base 32 to 1294 and encodes 420 amino acids. Gene Ontology annotation, biological process: telomere localization; actin filament organization; homologous chromosome pairing at meiosis. The transcript has 14 exons. The record is from RefSeq and is a predicted model, not a curated record.